AUGGGUGAUGCUCCUGAAUCUCAAGCUCAACCCGUGAGAGCCGAUACGGAAGAACAACGUUCUGAACGUUCCUACAAAGCCGCAGCCCAUAACCCGAGCAAUACUGCAGAAGGACGUGAACAUGCGGCCGAGAAAUUGGCAGAAUUACACGAACAACGUACCGGAGAAUCCUUGGAUCCUAAAAAAGAAGCAGAAAUUGGUGAAAAGAAAGCUGCACAGAGAUAA
Funneliformis mosseae is the source of this 225-nucleotide messenger RNA. The record is from the annotation of a GenBank genome assembly. NCBI's taxonomy places the organism in Eukaryota, Fungi, Glomeromycota, Glomeromycetes, Glomerales, Glomeraceae.